AAUAAGAUGGCCGCGAGAUUCAUCUUAAUUUUAUGGUGUAUGCAUUUAUUAAAAUUUGUAGAUUGUAUAGAUUUAUCACAAUGUGAUGGUAUAUUACAAGAAUCGGAACCGGUGUUUAAACACGGUGAAUAUUGCUAUAUGUUUGAUACAGAUCAAUUGUACUGGGACCAGGCACAAGCUGCUUGUCGUAGUAGGGGAGGUAACCUCAUACAGCUUCUCGACUCCCAGACCCAACGCUUCACAAUGUCCACUGCUCACAGUAUUGGAUGGGGAAGAAAAGUGAUAUGGAUUGGUGCCUCUGAUAGAGUUAGAGAAGGUAACUGGGUCUGGGUUAAUGGUGAGAAAGUCGAUUAUAAAAAUUGGGCAAGAGGAGCACCAAAGAAAAGUCGUAAAAGAAGAUUUUUGUUGGAUGAUAUAUCAGAAGUUAUACCGGACUAUCCAGCUACAGUUAGUGAUUGUGUCGUCAUGGACAUCAAAAGACAUGGUCAAUGGUUGGAUAUGCCGUGUCAUUACAAAAACAUCAAACAUGAGUUUAUAUGCCAAUUUGAACUGAAACACCCGACCUCACCAACAACACAAACUACUGGCGCUUCCACCAGGAAAAAAAUCACCUUAACAACAACAACAGCUUUUGAAACAACAUCAAAGCUUCAUGAAACAGAUCAAACAACCGAAGAAAUAACAACAACUAAUUCUUCUGCUGAAUUUCAUAUAACAAUAAUUAGUUAUAACACAAGUUAUAACAUUAGUAAUGUUGUUAAUGAUACAUAUGAUAAUGACCGACAAAUUGAUAAUAACAACCAUGUUCAGAACAAUUUUAGAGAGAAAAUAGGUUUGAUAACAGGAUUAACCGUGCUAGGUGUAAUAGUUAUACUGGUUCUAUCCUCAGUUAUGGUUGUUCGUCGAAAAAUGAAAUCCAAACAGAAAAUAGAAUUAAAAGAUGUCAUAGCAUUUAAUAACACUGUUUAUAACAAUGGCGACGAAGCAUCUGACACCCCGGAAGAUCUAACCAAUACGGAAGUUCACAUAUAUCAUAUUCCUGAUGAAUUUAAUGAUAAAGAUGUUAUAACUAACGAACGUAUUGUUUCGUGA
Molecule: messenger RNA, 1092 nt
Organism: Lottia gigantea (owl limpet)
Lineage: Eukaryota; Metazoa; Mollusca; Gastropoda; Lottiidae
Exons: 7
Coding region: 7-1092 (361 amino acids)
Source: RefSeq, a predicted model, not a curated record